UUGGCCGAGGCCGGAGCCACAGGAAGCGGCGCAGGGCUCGCUGAUUGGCCGCCGUUCUCUUUGUGUGCGUGCAGCUGGCGUCUGGGCUGCAUUUUGAAUGGUCUCGUACUGGAAGGCGAAGGUGUCCAUGGGCAGCACAGCAACAAAGGAGCCAGGAUGGUGUUAGUGCACGUCGGAUAUCUGGUUCUUCCCGUCUUCGGUUCGGUCAGAAGUAGAGGAGCACAUUUUAGCAGGCACCAGCAUAGUCAUGCUACCUCCUGCCGGCAUUUUCACCUGGCUGCUACGGCAACACCGCUGCCUGCUGAGUUCCCGCCCCCUCCCAUCGCCCCGCCUCAGUACCAGGAAGUCCCGCCCCCUUUCUUACCUCAAGCCUUACAGCAGCAAUACCUCAUCCAGCAACAGCUACUGCAGCGCAGACGCACACAGGAGCGAGUCCCGCUGAACACGCAUCGUUUACGCCCAGGAUAUGAAUAUGCUCCGCCCCUCCAUGUCCCUCAGCCAAUCCCACAGCAGCCCAGAUACCUGGCAGAAGGCACUGAUUGGGACCUAAGCGUGGAUGCAGGAGUGCCGUAUCAGUAUCCUCUGCAGCAGAUCCCUCAACCCUACCAGCAUUACCUGGCCUCUCCCAGAAUGCACCACCUCCCCAGGAACACCUCCUCCACCCAAGUGGUUGUCCAUGAGAUAAGAAAUUAUCCGUAUCCACAGCUCCACCUGCUGGCGCUGCAGAGCUUGAGUCCCAGCAGACACUCAUCUGCUGUUCGAGAGAGCUAUGAGGAGCUGCUACAGCUGGAGGAUCGACUGGGAAGCGUCAGCCGAGGGGCCAUACAGACCACCAUAGAGAGAUUCACCUUCCCCCACAAAUACAAGAAGCGGAAGCCGCUGGAUCUGAAGUUUUGUGAGAGUGAGGAAGAGUCGGAUGUGGAUGAGAAAUGCACCAUCUGCCUCUCCAUGCUGGAGGAUGGAGAAGAUGUCAGGCGGUUACCCUGUAUGCAUUUGUUCCAUCAGGUGUGUGUGGAUCAGUGGCUGGCCACCAGUAGGAAGUGUCCCAUCUGCAGAGUGGACAUCCAAACACAGCUCACCCCCGAGAGCUGAAACACACCCAGCGAAAUAACACACAUUAAUAAAUAACUCACACACACACAUGCUCUAUUUCACUCUUAUACAUCCACAGACAUUUCCAUCCACACACAAAAACACACACACACACUGUAUAUUACCUACACAUGUGUAUGAUGAGCCAUCCAACACACACUAAACACACACUCACACGCUUUACUGAGCCAAUGACGAUAACUGACACUACACACUCACACACACGUGCUGGUAGGAACUAAAGGGGUCUGUCGUGAGGAGUGAUUCUGUCUGUAGGGAAAUGGUGUGUGUCCGUAGCAUAGUGUGUGUAUUUGUGCAAUUCCUUAAGCCAUGAACUUUACUAAAGACCCUCAGCGUGCAUACAAUACACACACACACACACACACUUACACACUAAAUAUAAUAUAUACACGAUGGCGGAUAAGACAUUGUCAAAUCUAGCUGCUGGAGUGUGUGUGUGCGUGUGUGUGUUUCCACUGUAUUUCUGAUCUGCAAUACUGCUUUAGUCUUACACACUGGAGCUACUUCGGCUUGAGUGUGUGCGUUUGUGCGCUUGUUCACCAUUUUGGUGCGCGUAUGUGUGUUAAUAUUUUCAUGGGUUAUCGGCGCACGAUGGUGCAUGUAGAGAAGCCAAAAAAGAACACGCAACAACAAGAAAAAAAAAAACGAAAACACAAAAGCAACUCAUUUCCGAGACAGCAGGAGGAGGGCUGUUGUCUUACAAAAAAAAAAAAGUAGGCGGAGAAUGUCGUGAUUGGUGGAUUCGUGUAGAUAGGCGCAGUAGUAGUUGCAUGCAUCUGUGCUUGGGUUGUUGUUUCAAGGUACACCUGGAAGAGUGCGUGCGCGUGUGUGCGUGACUGCAUGGAUGUGUAUUAGCUCUUUUAAGCUGUGACGAUCCGUAACUUUAUCAGACUCAUGUAGCGCGUGCGUGUGUGUGUGUGUGCGCACGAGAGAGACCCUGCCAUGACCUUUGACCCUAAAUGCCUACUGAAAAAAGCACAUGUGAGCAUAGCUAAAGUGCCCGGCCUCACUCUGGUGCUGCGCUGCCAUGGUUACUGUAUUUAUUAUUGGUAUUUAAAACAUGCAGUAUUUGGAGGGGGCGGGGCUUGUGUGUGUCCAACGGUGUUCUUGUGUGACAGGUCUCCCCUCGUGGUUGCUAUGCUGGUUGCUAUGCUGUAUUGCUAGAACUACAAUGUAGAAUGUUGUGUGAUAGAGGACCAUCCGCCAACAGCACACAAGCAGGUCCGGACGGACGAGCAUGACGCCGAAAUUAUUCGUAUUUGGCCCGAAACAUACGCAGGUAGUUUUCUGUUUCAGCUCAAAUUUCAUGAAUCGUGCUGAGCAAGUUAAAGUUGACAUGUUUACAGCUAGCUACACAAACAAUAGCACAUCCGGUUUAAUGGUGCAGAUGUUUGAACACUGGCGCCCUAUUGAGCACUGAAGUUUGCAAAAAUGCACAUUAUGCAAUGCGUAUGUUUCUGGCCUUAGUUGUUGAUAGGAUUAAUCACUUUAAGUAGUUUUUAAGUUUAAUUUUAACAACUUGCAACAAGGAUAUAUUUUUUAUAUGGAUGGUUUUUUCCCCCAAAAUGUCUGGUUCAAUUUUGCUUGAUAUGUAAAUUUGGCAAAUUUCAGGGUCUGUUCAAAAUCUAGCAAUCUACCCUAUAUAAGCAGUUAACUAUGGAAGCUUGUUCCACUAUGGAAUAAAAAAAAUAAUAAAUAAACAGAGAUGUAAACUCAGAAUUCAGAGACUGAAUUGCAAUAUGUAAACUGGGAAUUGUGAGAGAAAAUCAUAAAUCAUAUGAUUUUGCCUGCAUUCUCCACCAAUUUUUGAAUACAAAAUACAUUCUGAGAUUGCCUUCUCUAUAAAGGAUAAUUUAAUUUUUUGUUCAAUUUUGCUUCAUUGUGACCCAAAAGUAAAUAAAAAUAAAACAUUUCAGUUUGAAACAAAGCUGUAUUCGUUUCAGCCAAUGAGCUGCAUUUUUGCCUGCGCAUUGGCUCCUCCCCCUGGUGUGUUGAUUGGCGGAUGAUGGCUCGUGUUGAUCGUUUACACAGGGUUAUGUCCAUUGAAAUGCCUUAAGUAUUUAACAAUCAUAAUUUAUUACUAACUGUAGAUAUCGUGGGUACGUAUUUAAUUUUGUAUAGUUUCAUUUUUUUUGCAAUGGAAUCAUAUUUUAUUUAUUUAGAAAUAACACAAAAUGAUUAAAACUCUUACCUCAUGUUUGAGUUGGUUUGCGGGAAUGCUUCGCAUGCGGUUGGUCGUGUUCGUGUGGGUGUUUUCUCCCUUUGGUGCUGUGACCUUACUGACAUUCCGCUUGCUGAUUGGUCAGACACGGCAGCGGAGUGGGAGUAUUAUGGGUUUUGAUUCGCUGUCCUGUUUGCACUCUUAGUUUUCCAAGGCCACCCUCUCACUGGCAUCAUUUUACCACUCUGGCGACCUUUGCAACACAAUCUUUCUCUCUUUCUCUACUCUUCUCUCUGGAAGUCUUUCUUAAUGUUUACAUGAUCUAUACCUCUCUCGUCUCAUGUCUGUCUACAGUCUGUCUUUCUCUGUUUAACCGUUUUAAUCUUGUUAAUGUUAUGUUUACAUCCUCUACUUGCUUUCUUUCUCUUUUCUCAUGCUUCUUUUCUUUAACAGUCUUAAAUUAUUAAUGUUUACAUUUCUCUCACUUUCUAAGGGUGUGUUGGAAAUUUAGUGAGCUGCCCUACAUAGGUAGUUACCUUCUAAGGCAGCAUGCUAACUGAAAAGAAACCUUUAAAGUGAUUGAUUUCAAACAAAGUACAUAGACAGCAACAAAUAUACAAAGUGCACAAGAGAUCUGACUUCAGAUACACUGGGAAAAAAUGUGUGUAAAAAUUAUUGAAAAAACAUUGAAUUAAACAUGAAAUAUUUAAGGAAAAAACUGGAAUAUUCUCUUGUUGUAAAGCAUACUUAAAUGUAAGUAAUGUAAAGGAUCAAUAAUGUGCGUUAUUUAUAACUUUUGUUUUUACAGUGUAGUGUUUCAUAUUAGAAUAUUGCUAAGCUAACAAAGCACUAUACUU
Messenger RNA from Cyprinus carpio (common carp), 4131 nucleotides. RefSeq names its product E3 ubiquitin-protein ligase ARK2C-like. Gene Ontology annotation, molecular function: ubiquitin protein ligase activity; zinc ion binding. NCBI's taxonomy places the organism in Eukaryota, Metazoa, Chordata, Actinopteri, Cypriniformes, Cyprinidae. The record is from RefSeq and is a predicted model, not a curated record.